GUGUUUAUUUGGUUGCCGUCCGUCGCGGCGCGUACCUACAAUAUUAUAUUCGUUGCGGGACCGUGCUCGGUGCUGUUGCUGUUGCCGUCGCUGCUAUUGCCGCCUAUCGCUCCGGCGUUGUGCCUCUCGCGCCAAAACUGUGUCACUGGGUGGGCAGAGGUACCACAUCACUGUAUAGUUAUAUCGGCGUGCGUCGGCCGGCUCGCGGGAUCAGUGGGUCGUCCGCGGUGGUCCGGGGAACAGGCGCAGCACAGCACCGGCCUAUAGGAGAUUUUGUCGCCCGCGCGUGUAUCGCAGUCGUUAUUAUAUUAUAUUUUCCGUCGAUUCCAAAUAUUAUUGUCGCGUCGUUCGCGCGUGAGUCUCCGUCGUUAGCCGUGCUCCGGCCACCACCGGGACCGGGACACCGGCCGGGUCGAGUACUUGAACAUGUUCAAGAAAGAAAAACCCAUGAUGUCCGUGUCGGCCAUCAUACAGAGCAGGGCGGCGCAUCACCACUGGGGCAGAGGUUUAAGAUUGGACAAUAAUAUGUCACUGGGUUCAAUGGGUCCUCAGUCACCUCUAGACCUCAAACCCGACACAGCAACUCUAAUGGUUAAUUUCAGCCCUCCGGGAGCUCCUCUAAGUCCUGCAGGAUUAUACAGCGUCGACCGGAACAGUAUGAUGAAUAAUUCUUGCAACGUACAAGACUCUCCGAAUUACCCGCCCAACCAUCCGCUCAGCGGUUCGAAGCAUCUGUGCUCCAUAUGCGGCGAUCGCGCCAGUGGAAAACAUUACGGAGUGUACAGCUGCGAGGGGUGCAAAGGGUUUUUCAAACGCACCGUGAGGAAGAAUUUGUCUUAUGCGUGUCGCGAAGAAAACAAAUGCAUCAUCGACAAGCGCCAACGAAAUCGGUGCCAGUACUGCAGGUAUCAAAAAUGUUUGACCAUGGGCAUGAAAAGAGAAGCCGUGCAGGAGGAAAGGCAACGUACAAAAGAACGAGAUCAUAAUAACAUAGAAGUUGAACCCACAAGCAGUUCUAAUACUGAUAUGCCAGUGGAACUUAUAUUAAGGGCUGAGAAUAAAGCUGAUGCUAUAAAGACUGAACAACAGUAUAUAGAGCAACAACAUCCUCAACAUACUGUUGGUGCUAUUUGUCAAGCAACUGACAAGCAGCUAAUACAACUUGUAGAGUGGGCCAAGCAUAUACCGCAUUUUAAAAAUUUACCUCUAGGCGAUCAAGUUUUGUUAUUGAGAGCUGGUUGGAAUGAGUUGAUGAUUGCAGCAUUUUCCCAUAGAUCAAUCAGUGUAAAAGAUGGUAUAGUCUUAGCUACUGGACUUACUGUUGACAGAGAUUCAGCUCACCAAGCUGGUGUUGAAGCUAUAUUUGAUCGUGUACUCACUGAACUCGUUGCUAAAAUGAGAGAUAUGGGUAUGGAUAGAACAGAGCUUGGCUGUUUACGUACUAUUAUUCUUUUUAAUCCAGGUUCAAAAGGUUUGCAGUCUGUGAAUGAAGUAGAAGUACUACGUGAUAAGGUUUAUGUUGCGUUAGAAGAAUAUUGUCGUACAACACAUCCAGAAGAACCUGGACGAUUUGCCAAACUACUUCUUCGGCUUCCUUCAUUACGUUCAAUUGGUUUAAAAUGUCUGGAACAUUUAUUCUUUUAUAAACUUAUUGGAGAUUCACCAAUUGAUACAUUUUUAAUGGAAGUUCUUGAAUCAUCUUCACAUGACGUUCAAGUAGCUACAUGAUUUCUAGAAAUUUUGCUAGUUAAUAAUACCAUUGCUUAAAUCUAAUGGUUAUACAUUUAUAUAUUAAUGAUUAGAUUAAAAACAUAUUAUUCAACAUAUUAUACAAAAUUGUUUGUAGAUAAUUUUCUUCACAUUUAUGAAUUUAUAUUUUACAUGGUUAUAGAUUGAUCACUUAACCAAUUUAGAAGUUUAUAACUAUUAAUGUUAUAAAUUAAUGAUUUAAGCGCGUGUUUGAAAAACAAUGAUUUAUUAAAAGAUAAUAAUUAUAUUAUUAUAAACUUUUUAUUUUGAUAAUUGAUUUAUUAUUUUAUUUUAAACAAGUUUAUUUUUAUCUUAAAAUACUGUUAUUUCUUAAUCAAUUUUAAGUAGCUUAAUAAAUAAAAUUUGUUGUUCCAAAGAAUUACAUUUUUCUUAUAAUUUGUUAAAAAUUAUAAUUAGAUGUCUGAUUUUGGUAACUUCACAAUUGAUAAAAUUCACAUAAAACUAUUGUUUCCAAAAACGAACAAAAAUUGUUUUUUCAUUUUCACGAGGCCAUGUAAUUUCAUUAUCACAUAUAAAUUAUUCCAAUUAAACCUGUUAUUACCUGUAGUAUAUGUACUACCUAUGCACUAUUCACUGAAAAUAAAAUAGUGUUGUAACAUUUAUUACUUAUAUCUGGUCAAAAACCUAAUAAUUUGUUUUAUUAUACUAUUUCUUAACUAUAACAGUAAUUAAUUUCUAAUAUGAAUAUCACGAUUGUCUUUAAAAAAAAUUGUCCAAACACGGAGCUUUGUCACAAUUAUGUUAUGUAUUCAUAAAUGUAUUUAUUUUUGAUGUUUUCAUUAUUUUUAAGAUACAUUGUUUUGAAUAAUAACAUAUUCAAUUAGGUUUGUAGGAAAACAUAAAAAUAGUUUUUAAAGCAGUUGUUUGUUUUCUAACUCAAUUUUCAGUAUUAUUUGUAAUCAGGUUUAAUUUCAAAUUACUAUUAGAAUUUAAACUUGAUUAGCUUAUUGUUUUACUUGAAAUUUAAGUACAUAGUUAUAAUAUGUAUUGUAUUAAUUUCAAUGAUUUGUGUACUUUGUUAUUAUAUACAUACCAAGUACCAACUACAAACAUUUUUUAAUCAAACUAUUAUAAAUAAACUAUGAUAAUUAUUUUAAAUAGCUAUUAAAUUUAUAUUGUCUUAGCUAAAAAAAAAUACUACUUAAAUAAACUUCAAUCCUAAUGAAAUAUAAAUAUAUAAAUUAUUAAUGUUUUAACCAACUACUUACCGACAAAUGUUUAAUUUUUAAACUAAAUUAUUAUUAUUUAUUUCUAUGAUUUAUUUUGUAAUAAUAUUAAAGAAUGGAAAGAUUAAUUUUUUAAACUGCUGACAACCUAAACAUGUUACAAAUUACCACUGAUUUGAAAACGAAAAAUAUAUGUGAUGAACAAUUUUUCCUGUAUAAACCUAAUGCAUAUCUAAUUUAGUUUUGAUAAAUUCAAUAAUGGUACUUCUAAAUUUAAAAAUUGCAUACACUGUGUUAGUUUUAUGUAUCAAUUACUAUUCAUAUUAAAUGCCAAUAAUAAGUUUUGUUACAUUAUUAACCCAAAAGAUCGACCUAUUAGUUAUAAAAAAAAAACAAAAAAUGUUGAGUGAUUGUUCCAUGUGAUUAUUUUCAAAAUUAUACUACCUAUCUUAAUUUUAUACCUCAUUAUGAUUAGGAAUUUAAUUUAAAAUUCGAUGAAAAAUGAACUGUGGUUUUUUAUUAUUAUUAUUAUUAUUAUUCAAUUUUAAAUGUAAACAAUUUUAUUUUUUUUUAACUUAUUAUUGUAUUUACUAUUAUUUUUAAUAAAUAACUAAUCAUUAUAAUACGGCACUGUAAGUUAUUAAUUAUUAAGAUGGUUACGGUAUUAAAAUAUGUAUGAAAAUUACGUUAGAUAAUAGAGUUUUAGGUUCCUAGUAUUUUUUAUGUGAAUUGUCUUCUUAUUGUUUAUUUUAUUUUAAGGAUAUUUUUUUUUUAAGAAUAUAUUUUUUUAAUGUAAGUAUUUUUAAUUUUAUCUCAAGUUACUGACAUUUUAUUCAUAUAAAAAUGUUACAUUUUGAAAAUAAAGAGUUACACUAUAAGUUAAAUAAAUGUAUAUUAGUUUUAUAUAAAAAAGAAAAAGAAAAUACUUUUCACAUGUAAUGUGGGCUUUGGGAUUGGCAACAAGAGUAUAUACCAUAUUAAAUAUCAUAA
Messenger RNA from Metopolophium dirhodum (rose-grain aphid), 3926 nucleotides. Its product is annotated as retinoic acid receptor RXR-alpha-B-like. The transcript is spliced from 8 exons. Gene Ontology annotation, molecular function: nuclear receptor activity; nuclear steroid receptor activity; RNA polymerase II cis-regulatory region sequence-specific DNA binding. The coding region runs from base 427 to 1728 and encodes 433 amino acids. The record is from RefSeq and is a predicted model, not a curated record. NCBI's taxonomy places the organism in Eukaryota, Metazoa, Arthropoda, Insecta, Hemiptera, Aphididae. Gene Ontology annotation, biological process: anatomical structure development; positive regulation of transcription by RNA polymerase II; cellular response to ecdysone. Gene Ontology annotation, cellular component: activator ecdysone receptor complex; nucleus.